Molecule: messenger RNA, 315 nt
Organism: Schizophyllum commune H4-8
Lineage: Eukaryota; Fungi; Basidiomycota; Agaricomycetes; Agaricales; Schizophyllaceae
Exons: 4
Coding region: 1-315 (104 amino acids)
Biological process (GO): mitochondrial proton-transporting ATP synthase complex assembly
Cellular component (GO): mitochondrial matrix
Source: RefSeq, a predicted model, not a curated record
AUGUCUAUUACCACUCCUACGGGCGCGUAUCGCGCUUUGUUGCGUGAAUUGAGCAAGUCGGCGGUGAACAAGGGCAAGGUGCCACCUCAGAUACGCGGACACUACCGGACGCUGGUAACUCGGUACGGCGCAGACGAGCAGACUCAGAAUGCCGUGCUAUUCUUGCGAUCACAGCGCGAACAUAAGGCUUUGCUCGAGCGCUACAACCCCUUGUUCAACCUGACAGCCGAGGAACACAUCAAAGCCACCGCGAACCGCGUCGGCCUCAACAUGCCCAUCACACCAGACGGCAGUAACCCGGAGGGCAAGGAGUAG